Messenger RNA from Chrysochloris asiatica (Cape golden mole), 345 nucleotides. It is a transcript of the gene CDK2AP1, whose product is annotated as cyclin-dependent kinase 2 associated protein 1. The transcript is spliced from 4 exons. The record is from RefSeq and is a predicted model, not a curated record. Gene Ontology annotation, cellular component: nucleus; cytoplasm. NCBI's taxonomy places the organism in Eukaryota, Metazoa, Chordata, Mammalia, Afrosoricida, Chrysochloridae. The annotation marks the transcript as partial.
UCGUACAAGCCGAACUUGAACGCGCACAUGCCCGCCGCCGCCCUCAACGCGGCUGGGAGUGUCCACUCUCCUUCUACCAGCAUGGCGACGUCCUCCCAGUACCGCCAGCUGCUGAGUGACUACGGGCCACCAUCACUCGGGUACACCCAGGGAACUGGGAACAGCCAGGUACCCCAGAGCAAAUACGCGGAGCUGCUGGCCAUCAUUGAAGAGCUGGGAAAAGAGAUCAGACCCACCUACGCCGGGAGCAAGAGCGCCAUGGAGCGCCUGAAGCGAGGCAUCAUUCACGCCAGAGGACUGGUCCGGGAGUGCUUGGCUGAGACGGAACGGAAUGCCCGAUCCUAG